AUUCAAGCGUCCUUCCCGUCUUCUUCAAUUCUUCAACGACCUUUCACGAUGGCUGCGAGAAGGGUGACCAAAUCUGCUGUUGACUGGGUAGCAUUACAGUCAAAAGUCCCCUCAAAACAAACGGAUGCAUACAGAGUCCUAAAAUCUCAUAGUGACAAGUAUAUAUCUAGAGUUGCUGAAUUGCCAGAGUCUUUACCAAAAAUUGACUUUGGAGAGUACAAACGAAGGAUUGCAAGUCCUGCAUUUGUUGAUGAAUUUGAAAAAUUGUAUAAUGCAAUGGAAGUUCCUUACCCAAAAGAUCCUGCAAAUCAGAAGGCCAAGUUUGAUAGUGAAGAAAAAGUUGCAUUGCAAGAAAAAGAUGCUUUCGUUGCAGCGUCACAAGCUAAGCUGAAAGGACUGAAUGAAAUUUUGUCAGCUAUAGCAAGUAUACCACCACCAGAGAAGAUGACAAUGCAGAUGUAUAACCACUAUUUCCCAGAAGCAGCUAUCAACCCCAACAGAGCAAACCCAGGAUUUGCCCCACAUCACUUAAAGAGUGCUCAGAUGGAUCUAAUGGAGCAAUACUAUAAUACAAGCAGAAAUUCGAGAAACCAGGAGACGAUUGAGGAGUGGGAGGAGAUUUGGAGACUGAAGGUAGAAAAGCAGAAGGCCGAGAAAGCCAAGCAGAUGGCCGAGAAACAGGGCAAGGAAAUAAAAAGUUAAAAUGUUUGAAUUCUAGUGCUGAUAAAGAAAAUAUUUAUCUAUGUUAAGAAAAAUAUGAAACUUGAACGAAAUUGACAUUUGGUUUAGAAGCAAGAACAAAAUGCUCAUUUGGAAAUGAUGAAAUGUUAUUUGCAGAUGAUAAUAGAAAAAUCUUGAAAGGUGUUGUGUGCUAAAUUAAAGAAUAAUUAUAAAUGGUGUAGUUUUUAAUAAAUUACUAAACCUCAA
This is a messenger RNA of Ruditapes philippinarum (Manila clam), 927 nucleotides long. RefSeq names its product ATP synthase subunit d, mitochondrial-like. The coding region runs from base 49 to 702 and encodes 217 amino acids. The transcript has 6 exons. The record is from RefSeq and is a predicted model, not a curated record. Gene Ontology annotation, molecular function: proton transmembrane transporter activity. Gene Ontology annotation, biological process: proton motive force-driven ATP synthesis. NCBI's taxonomy places the organism in Eukaryota, Metazoa, Mollusca, Bivalvia, Venerida, Veneridae.